UCAGCCCCAGGGCAAGGGGCUGGGGAGUCGUCUGAAGUUGGGCGGAGGAGGCACCCCAAGGACCCUGGUCAGCGUAGCAGACUGCUUUCGAUUUUGGACUUAGUAUCCGCUGCUGGGGAAGGCGGGGCGCACCCCGCCUUCCCCCCCGCCCUUCUCUGCCCCUCCGCUUCCUCUCCACUCGGGUGUAGGAGCCUCUUUGCCCGCUGAGGUGCUGGAGCAGCCGGGCAGCGACUGCAGCAAUGGCAGGGAAAGAGUUGGAGCGGUGCCAGCAGCAGGCGGACGAGGUGAAGGAAAUCAUGCUCAAGAACUUUGACAAGGUCCUGGAGCGUGAUGGGAAACUGGCAGAGCUGGAGCAGCGUUCAGACCAACUCCUGGACAUGAGCUCAGCUUUCAGCAAGACAACCAAGACCCUGGCCCAGAAGAAGCGCUGGGAGAACAUCCGAUGGCGUAUCUACCUGGGGAUGGCGGUGGGCAUUGUCCUGCUCAUCAUCCUGAUUGUGUUGCUGGUCAUCUUUCUCCCACAGACAAGUGAGGGCAGCAGUGCCCCACAGGCCCAGGAUGCAGGUGCUGCCUCAGGGCCUGGGGACUGACCCAGUUGGGCCUGGAGGAGAGGCCAAAUGGCCUCAGUGACUGGUUCUGGUCUCCAAAGAACCUUGGCAUUUGCUCCCACCUGAGCCACUGCAGUGAGCGCCCAAUGGCAGCUCCAAAGUGUGCACCUUUGCAUCUCCUAUCACGCCACACACUGGCCCUUGAGGGCAGCCUGCUGCACUGGCCAUGCCAGUCUUGCCCCACUUGGAGCUCAGUAAAUGCUGCUGCUUGGUUAAAAGCUGCUGUUUGAUUAACAGCUGGUGGGUGGGUGGGGUGUGUGUCUUUCAAAGUCUCCGGUUUGUUCAUUUUGCUCUGUGUUUACCCCUUAAGCUACUUAGAAAGGCUACCAACCGAAGGGCUCUAUUCUUGGGAAGUGGCCCCUUCCUCUCACUUCCUUACUGAUCCAACCCUACACAGACAGGUGUAAAUGCACAACUGCCCCCAAAUGAGACCCUUCAAGUGUUGCCCUCUGAGCUUGUUUCCCUGAGAAUGAAAGCUGUUAUUAUUCAUUCUGGGGAGGCUCCGAGGACCAAUGGCACUGCAGAUGGGAUGGAAAAGAGGAAAGUACUUCAAAGAUUUUUAUAUCACGAGGCUCUCACCUUCAGAUAGACUUUUUGUUCUCUGAAGACUUCCUCCUCCCCAGUUUCUCUGCUCAUGUUUUUCAUCAAGCUCUUUUAAAAAAAUUCUAGUUUCUCUGUGGGCAUUUUUUAAAAGACUUUAUUUAUUUAUCUUUAGAGAGGAAGGGAAGGAGAGAGGGAGAGAAACAUCCAUGUAUGGUUGCCUCUCGUGAGUGCCCUGCUGGGAACUGGCCUGCAACCCAGGUAUGUGCCUUGACUGGGAAUCAAACCGCAGUCGUGUGGUUUGCAGGCCUGCACUCAACCUACUGAGGUACACCGGCCAGGGCUCAUCAAGCUUUACAUCAGAUCACAGAUGAGGCAGGUGGCAGUGGAAACAAAAAGGGUCACUGUGGUGCUGUGAUACAGUCACAAAGGGUGACCUAGGGUUUACCCUGUAGGAAAGAAUUUGGAAGUCCUGGCUGGGGAGCUCAGUCGGUUAGACCGUCAUCCUGAUACACCAAGGUCGGGGGUUUAAUUUGGGUCAGGGCACAUACAAGAAGCAGCUGACCAAUGAACGCAUCGAUGAGUGGAACAACAAAUUGAUGUUCCUCUCUCUCUCCCUUCUUGUCUCUCUAAAAUUAAAAAAUAAAAAAAAGAUAGGCCUGGCUGGUGUGACUCAGUGGAUUGAGUGCCGGCCUGUGAACCAAAGGGUCACCAGUUUGAUUCCUGAUCAGGGCACAUGCCUGGGCUGCAGGCCAGGUCUCUGGUUGGGCACCUGUGAGAGGCAACUGAUCAAUGUAUCUCCCUCACAUCAAUGUUUCUCUCCCUCUCUUUCCCUUUCUCUAAGAAGUAAAUGAAUAAAAUCUUUAAAAAUAGAUAAAAAGUAAAAAAUACUUUAGAGAAAAUAGAGAAUUUGAGCUUUUUAAAGCUCCAGGGCCAAACAGGGCCAAGUAGGCAGUGACUUCAGUGACCACAGGAAAAAAAAAAUCUUUGGGUAAAGGCCACAGAAGAAGGAAGGAAGCCCUACUGAAACCUCAAAACCGCGGAAACACGGUAGCACAUUCCUCAGGCUACUUAACUGCAUUUCCAACUCAAGUGGGAGUGGGAAAGUGAAUUCAGGGUCAAGGAUGGAAGAAAAGUUUCUUAUUAGGUAGAGGGAGGACUAUUGACAGAGAAACUAAAAAACCCAGGAGCUGCGUGGACCCCUCACAGAGCUCAUGAUUUCAGUGGCAGAGUAGAGGGGAGCGAGGAAAAUUUCUUGCCAAGCAGAAUGGGGAAACUGAGACGGACAGCUGAACAAACUGACUGAGCAAUUUACAGCCAGGUACAGAAGGUCACCAGGAAAGCUUCAGGUGCCUAGCAACGGGCAAAACUGGUGCCAGACCUCACCCACAGGGUGGCCUUUCUUUCCCUGUCAUAUUGCUGGCCAUGCAGUUUAGACCUUCCUGACCUUUCCUCCCUAGAGAAAAUAUCUAGGCCUCAAUAGCAUUGCAGCUCCAGGCCCAGAAAAGCAGCAAAACCAGGUGGCAGGUCAGGAUCAGUUUCAAUGACUAAUGACUCCUGGCCCAAUUAAUAGAAACUGUGACCUUGAGAAGACACACCUGGAAAAGCUGAUGAAUAUUCUAUUGAGUUCCUUCCCUAAGAUCUCCUCUAAACUCCUAGCCUUUAAAACCUUAAGACGAAGGAUCUAGCACACACUCUCCCUUUCGGCCCGGUGCCUUUCCCUUCUUCUCACCCCGCCCCAUAGGCAUGCAUCUCCUGAACUCUAAGGGAACACAUGAGACAUGCAACCAGGGGAGCAAUGGGUAGCAGCAGCAGCUUGUCCCAAGCUGACCUACCUGAACCUGUGCCCAAAGCACCCCCCCUUUUUUCUGACUUUCCAGUGAGCUAAAAGCAGCCCUGCCUCAGUUCACUUCUUUCCCAUAAUGUUUCUCGGGAGCCAAAGCAGGCCUUCCCGGGCUGUCACCUGUUGCUUCUUCCAUCCUAAGCCCUUGUUUCACUGUUCCCUGCUUUAAUAAACAUACUCUUGAAAAUCA
Molecule: messenger RNA, 3181 nt
Organism: Artibeus jamaicensis (Jamaican fruit-eating bat)
Lineage: Eukaryota; Metazoa; Chordata; Mammalia; Chiroptera; Phyllostomidae
Gene: VAMP5
Product: vesicle associated membrane protein 5
Exons: 3
Coding region: 240-590 (116 amino acids)
Biological process (GO): Golgi to plasma membrane protein transport
Cellular component (GO): plasma membrane
Source: RefSeq, a predicted model, not a curated record